AUGGCUGACACCUGUUGCACCAGGACCUGUGUCAUCGCGGCAUCCACCACAUCUGUCUGCUCCAGCAACCUGAGCUGCGGCAGCCGGGUCUGCUCACCUAGCGUCUGCACGGGGCCCUCCUGGAAGGUGGAUGACUGCCAGGAAAGCUACUGUGAGCCGCCCUGCUGCGCCCCCAGCUGCUGCCAGCCCAGCUGCUGUGCCCCCUGCCUGACCCUGGUCUGCACCCCGGUCAGCUGUGUGUCCAGCCCCUGCUGCCAACCCACCUGCACCAGCUCCUGCACGCCCUCGUGCUGCCAGCAGUCUUGCUGCCAGCCGGCCUGCUGCACCUCCUCCCCCUGCCAGCCGUCCUGCGGAGUGCCCGUCUGCUGCAAGCCCCCGUCCUGCGGUGUGACCCUCUGCUGCAAGCCCGUCUGCUGUACCCCCGUCUGCUCUGGGUCCUCUCCUUGCUGCCAGUCCUCAUGCUGCCAGCCGUCCUGCGGUGUGCCCGUCUGCUGCAAGCCCGUCUGCUGUACUCCCGUCUGCUCUGGGUCCUCUCCUUGCUGCCAGUCCUCCCCCUGCCAGCCGUCCUGCUGUGUGCCCGUCUGCUGCAAGCCCGUCUGCUGUACCCCCGUCUGCUCUGGGUCCUCCUCUUGCUGCCAGUCCUCAUGCUGCCAGCCGUCCUGCUGUGUGCCCGUCUGCUGCAAGCCCUGCUCCAGCGUGUCCCUGCUCUGCCGCCCCGUGUGCAGACCCGCCUGCUGUGUGCCCACCUCCUCCUGCUGCGCCUCCUCCUGCCAGCCCAGCUGCUGCCGCCCGUCCUCCUGCGUGUCCCUGCUCUGCCGCCCCGCUUGCUCCCGCCAGGCCUGCUGUGGCCUCUCCUCGGGCCUGAAGUCCAGCUGCUGA
Molecule: messenger RNA, 879 nt
Organism: Jaculus jaculus (lesser Egyptian jerboa)
Lineage: Eukaryota; Metazoa; Chordata; Mammalia; Rodentia; Dipodidae
Product: keratin-associated protein 10-8-like
Exons: 2
Coding region: 1-879 (292 amino acids)
Cellular component (GO): keratin filament
Source: RefSeq, a predicted model, not a curated record